Hibiscus syriacus is the source of this 707-nucleotide messenger RNA. Its product is annotated as clathrin light chain 1-like. The annotation marks the transcript as partial. Gene Ontology annotation, cellular component: plasma membrane; clathrin coat of trans-Golgi network vesicle; clathrin coat of coated pit. Gene Ontology annotation, molecular function: structural molecule activity; clathrin heavy chain binding. The transcript has a single exon. Gene Ontology annotation, biological process: intracellular protein transport; clathrin-dependent endocytosis; clathrin coat assembly. Lineage: Eukaryota; Viridiplantae; Streptophyta; Magnoliopsida; Malvales; Malvaceae. The record is from RefSeq and is a predicted model, not a curated record.
UUGGAUAAUGCCAGCUUUAUCUCAUUACUGGAUUUUCUUCUGGGCUUGGAGCAGCUGUAUGUGGCUGACCAAGAGAAGUUCCAUAAGACUGCGGAAAAACAGUACUGGACCGCGAUAGCAGAACUCAUUCCUCGUGAGGUCCCUAAUAUCAAGAAAAGAGGAAAGAAGGACGCAGACAAGAAGCCAUCAGUAACUGUCAUUCAGGGUCCGAAGCCCGGAAAGCCAACCGAUCUUUCAAGACUGCGGCACAUUCUUGUGAAGCUGAAGCAUUCCCCCCCACCUCACAUGAUUACACCCCCACCCGCACCAGAGAAGGAUGCUAAAGAUGGAAAAGAUGCAAAAAACGCAAACAGUAUUGCAUCAAACGGAACAGCAUCUGCAGAAAAAAGAACAACUGUUUCAUCUACGAAAGACACCACUGCGACCGUUGCAAGUAGUUCAUCUCCCGAACAAGAUGCUACUGCUGCCAAGGACGAAACUGUUGCAGAACCAGAGGCAACAUCAACAGCUUAAUUGCUUGCGGGGCACAUUUACCAUGGUUGUUUUCCUGCCCCAUUCUUUUUUGUUUUCCUCAAGGAUUGGUUUCUUACUGUAUUUCAUUUUACCAUUUGAUAUUUUGCUUGAAAGGAUUUCGUACCAUUAAUCAAAAUCAACCCUUUUCUUAAGUAGUUCGUUUUGGACAUUUCAUGAGAUUGGAUUUCCUUACU